GGGUUAAUGUCCGCACAUAGGAGCCGGGCUGCUCGGGUACCCUAUUGGUUCACUGGGGCUUUGCAUACAAUUCAGUCCCAUUCACUCCCAUAAUAAAGGGUUGUGGUGCUGCUCCUGCUCGGCUGGUAUUUGAUGCCACAAUAGGUACGCAGUGCUGCAUUCUAUGGGCGCUGGGCUGGAAUUGACACAUAAAAGCAUCAGAGCUGUCACCCUGAGCACUAGGACCCAGGAGGCCUCGACACCAGGAUGGACAUGUCAGCACCGGGCAGCCUGGCUUCAGGAGGGGAUGCAGGGGGUCUCUAGAUGUACAGCACUACCACCAUACAGCAUCUGCAUGGACAGCCCAUCCCUGUGACUCCCCCAGCAGCCAUGCUUGAUAAGAACGAAUCAGCUGAAUAAAGAAGGAAAGACAGCAGCAUGGCCCAAAGCAAGAGGCACACGUACAGCCGGACCCCGAGCUCUGUGGCCAGGAUGAGCGUGGAGGCCACCGGUAAGCCCCUGAAGGUGGGCUCUCGAGUGGAGGUGAUCGGGAAGGGUCACCGCGGUACUGUCGCUUUCGUGGGGGCCACGCUGUUCGCCACUGGGAAGUGGGUGGGAGUCAUCCUCGACGAUGCCAAGGGCAAGAAUGACGGCACCGUGCAGGGCAGGAAGUACUUCACCUGUGAGGAGAACCACGGGAUCUUCGUGCGUCAGUCACAGAUCCAGGUGGUAGAAGACGGAGCAGAUACGACAUCCCCCGAAACCCCAGAGCCGGCGGCCACAAAGGUUCUGAAGAGAGAAACGACUGACACCCCGAAGGCCAGUAAGCUGCGUGGAUUAAAGCCUAAGAAGCAGGCACCGACGACUAGGAAGAUCACCACCCGCCGCACCAAGCCCACUCGCCCGUCCAGCUCUGCGGCAUCCAGUGGUACAGCCGGGGCCUCAGGAUCAGCAUCAGCAUCAUGUGGGGAGAUCAGCAGCAGCGAGCCCAGCACUCCGGCACAGACCCCUCUAGCGGCUCCUAUCAUCCCUUCACCCUCAUUGACUUCUCCAGUGGCCCCAUUGCCGGCCCCGGGGCCCUCCAAGGAAGAGGAAAGUCUGAGGGCCCAGGUGAAAGAUCUGGAGGAGAAACUAGAGACUCUGAAGAUGAAGAGAGCCGAGGACAAGACCAAGCUGAAGGAGCUGGAGAAGUCCAAGCUUCAACUGGAGCAGCUGCAGGAAUGGAAGAGCAAGAUCCAGGAGCAGCAGGCCGACCUCCAGCGCCAGCUCAAGGAGGCCAAGAAGGAGGCCAAGGAAGCUCUGGAGGCCCAAGAGCGCUACAUGGAGGAGAUGGCGGACACGGCCGAUGCCAUAGAGAUGGCUACGCUGGAUAAGGAGAUGGCUGAGGAGCGAGCCGAAUCCUUACAGCAGGAAGUGGAGACCAUGAAGGAGAAGGUGGAGGAGCUGACUAUGGACCUGGAGAUUCUCAAACAUGAGAUAGAAGAGAAAGGGUCUGAUGGAGCGGCAUCCAGUUACCAGGUGAAGCAGCUGGAAGAACAGAAUGCCAGGCUGAAGGAAGCUCUGGUCAGGAUGAGGGAUCUGUCGGCCUCAGAGAAGCAGGAACACGUCCGGGUGCAGAAACAGCUGGAGAAAAAGAACGCAGAGCAGGACAGUCUGAGACAGCAGAAGGAGAAGCUGCAGGAGGAGGCGUCACACAUGGAGAAGACCAUUGAUGAACUGAAGGAACAGGUGGAUGCUGCUCUGGGAGCUGAAGAAAUGGUGGAAACGCUGACCGAAAGGAACCUGGACCUGGAGGAGAAAGUCCGAGAACUGCGAGAGACUGUCACCGACCUGGAAGCCAUCAAUGAGAUGAAUGAUGAGCUGCAGGAGAACGCUCGGGAGACAGAAUUGGAGUUACGGGAGCAGCUGGACAUGGCCAUCGCCCGGGUGCGGGAGGCAGAGAAGCGGGUGGAGGCCGCGCAGGAGACCGUGGCGGAUUACCAGCAGACUAUAAAGAAGUACCGGGACCUGACUGCCCACCUCCAGGAAGUGAAUCGGGAGCUGCACAACCAGCAGGAGGCCACCGUGGAGAAGGAGCAGCAGCCGUCGCCCGAAAUGUUCGACUUCAAGAUUAAGUUUGCUGAGACUAAGGCCCAUGCCAAGGCCAUCGAGAUGGAGCUGCGCAAGAUGGAGGUGAACCAAGCCAACCGCCACGUGUCGCUCCUCACCUCCUUCAUGCCUGACAGCUUCCUGCGCCACGGAGGAGACCACGACUGCAUCCUGGUGCUGCUGCUCAUCCCCAGACUCAUCUGCAAGGCGGAGCUCAUCAGUAAACAGGCCCAGGAGAAGUUCGAGCUCUCGGAGGCCAAUGGAGAGAAGACCGGCAUGAGAGGAGCUGUGGGGGAACAGAUGAGCUUUGCCGCUGGUCUGGUGUAUUCCCUCAGCCUCCUGCAGGCGACGCUACACAAAUACGAGCAGGCUCUAAAUAAAUGCAGUGUGGAGGUGUAUAAGAAGGUGGGGAUGCUGUACCCAGAGAUGAGCGUGCACGAGCGAUCCCUGGACUUCCUCAUCGAGUUACUGCACAAGGAUCAGCUGGAUGAGACGGUGAACGUGGAGCCCCUCACCAAGGCCAUCAAGUAUUACCAGCACCUGUACAGUAUCCACCUGGCUGACCAGCCCGAGGACUGCACCAUGCAGCUGUCAGACCACAUCAAGUUUACACAGAGCGCCCUGGACUGUAUGGGGGUAGAAGUGAGCAGACUGCGCACCUUCCUACAUAUUGGACAGGAGGCGUCAGACUUCGCAAUUCUCCUGAAGGAUCUGGAGACUUCAUGCAGCGACAUUCGCCAGUUCUGCAAGAAAAUCCGGCGCAGGAUGCCUGGUACAGAGGCGGCGGGGAUACCAGCGGCCCUAAACUUCGGUCAACCGGUUUCAGAGACACUCUUAGACUGCCGUAAACAUCUGAAGUGGGUGGUGGCGGUGUUCCAGGAGGUGGCAGCGGCGGGGGCGCAGAUGAUCGCACCUCUUGGGGAGAAUGAAGGGCUGCAGGCUCUCAAACUGGAGGACGUGGCCUUUAAAGCUACAGAGCAGAUUUUCGGCACACAGGGCAGUAACCCCUACGAGUGCCUCCGCCAGUCCUGUGCCAUACUGAUCGCCACCAUGAACAAGAUGGCCACUGCCAUGCAGGAGGGCGAAUAUGAUGCUGAGAAGCCACAGAGCAAGUCUCCUCCCCCUGUUGAGCAGCGAGCAGCCGCCCUGCGGGCCGAGAUCACUGACGCUGAGGGGCUGGGCCUAAAGCUGGAGGACAGGGAGACGGUCAUCAAAGAGUUAAAGAAAUCUCUUAAGAUAAAGGGCGAGGAGCUGAGUGAAGCCAACGUUCGGCUCAGUCUUCUGGAGAAGAAAUUGGACAGCGCUUCAAAGGAGGCCGAUGACAGGGUGGAGAAGAUCCAGACGAAACUGGAGGAGACGCAGACCCUGCUGAAGAAAAAGGAAAAGGAGUUUGAGGAGACCAUGGACGCCCUGCAGGCCGACAUCGACCAACUGGAGUCUGAGAAGGCCGAGCUCCGCCAGCGGCUGAGCAACCAGUCCAAGCGCACCAUCGAGGGCCUGCGCGGAUCCCCGGGGUCCGGAGUGGGCUCCAUUGUGUCAGGCAUUACUGGAGAGGAAGAGCAGAGAGGUGUUCCAGCUAACCAGUCCAUGCUGAACGGCUCCGGUCCCGUCCAGGUGAAGGACUCCCCCCUGCUGCUCCAGCAGAUCGACACCCUGCGCCUCUCCAUGAAGCACCUAAAACACGAGAACAACCGGCUAAAGGCUAAGCACAUAAAGGAGGAGCUGGCUAUGCUUCCCCCGCUCACCAUCCCAAAACUGACCCUACCCAAAGACCGGCAGGAAGCCAUGUCCGGAACACUGUACCGCAAGACCAGCCAGCUGCUGGACACCCUGCAACAGAUGAGCGCGAACUCCAAGGUGGUGGACAUCACCCACAAGAAGGCCGGUAACCCAGCCGCCCAACUCCUGGAGCAGACCGCACGGCUACAGUCCCUGAGCGACACUAUAGACAAGCUCAAGGAUGAAGUCCUAAAGGAGACCGUCUCCCAGUGCCCUGGGGCAAAUGUCCCGACAGAUUUCGCCACAUUCCCCUCCUCAGAUUUCAUAAAGGCCAAAGAGGAGAAGAGAGAAGACACGGUGUUGGUGGGUAAGGUGACCCUCCCCUGCCAGCGUGGCCAGGAGCAGAUCCACCGCCUGGUCCUGACCCCUGACCAGCUGCACCAGCUCCACGAGCGGCUGAUCUGCUGAGGAGACCCCGAGACCCCCACUUACUAUUUAUCAUGUUCUAGAACUGGGUCCUAAUACGAAGUAUGUGCCCCCCCUCCCGGCGGCUGCGGACAAUGCCGUGUGGAUCGCCCCCCGGGCUUCUGCUCUUCCCGCUUUGGUUUCUUAAUUUUUGGGACAUUAACUCUUCCUGAGCUGCACUACAGUAUAUGAGAUCUACACUGUCCUGUAUCACAUUCAAUGUAGACGACUUGUGCAAGUAAACAGGAGGCGCUAGACGUACCGUGUACUAAAGAGUGUCAUAAAUGUACUCUGCAUCCCAGCAUGCUCUGCGGUAACCAUUCCAUGCAUCCUUCAUAUAGGCACCUUUUUUUUUAAAGUGGAACUCCACAUGCUAAAGUAAUAACAUCCCACCCCUGAUGCAAAAUCACUAGUUGGCAGGAUUUUUAAAAGCAUUUCCUGUCCUUAAAGUGGUACUCCGCUGGAAAACGCUUCUUUUUUUUUUCCACAUCAACUGGUGCCAGAUUUGUAAAUGACUUCUAUUUAAAAAAAAAAAAAAUCUUAAUCCUUCCAGUACUUAUCAGCUGCUGAAGUUGAGUUGUUCUUUUCUGUCUGACAACAGUGCUCUCUGCUGACACCUCUGGCUGUCUCAGGAACUGUCCAGAGCAGGAUGGGUUUGCUAUGGGGAUUUGCUCCUACUCUGGACAGUUCCUGAGACAGACAGAGGUGUCAGCAGAGAGCACUGUGGUCAGACAGAAAAGAACUCCACUUCAGCAGCUGAUAAGUACUGGAAGGAUUAAGAUUUUUUUUUUUUUUACAGAAGUAAUUUACAAAGCUGUUUAACUCUUUUUUUGAACCAGCUGAUAUGAAAAAAAAAAUGUUUUUCACUGGAAUACCCUUUAACUCCUUCAUCUAGCAUCAUUUACCUUAAAGGGGUACUCCGGUGGAAAACAUUUUUUUUUUAAAUGAACUGGUGCCAGAAAGUUAAACAGAUUUGUAAAUGACUGUUAAAAAAUCUUUACCCUUCCAGUACUUUUUAGCAGCUGUAUUCUACAGAGGAAAUUCUAUGCUUUUUGAAUUUCUUUUUUGUCUUCUCCACAGUGCUCUCUGGUGACACCUGAUGCCCGUAUCAGGAACUUUCCAGAGCAGGAGAAAAUCAACAUUGUAAACCUAUGCUGCUCUGGACAGUUCCUGACACAGACAGCAGGUGUCAGCAGAGAGCACUGUGGACAAGACCAAAAAAAGAUAUUCAAAAAGUAUAGAAUUUCCUUUGUAGCAUACAUCUGCUAAAAAGUACUGGAAGGAUUAAGAUUUUUUUAAUAGAAGUGAUUUACAAAUCUGUUUAACUUUCUGGCACCAGUUGAUUAAAAAAAAAAAUAAUAAUAAUGUUUUCCACCGGAGUACCUCUGGGGCAUUCCAGUGAAAAACAUUUUUUUUUCAUAUCAGCUGACUCCAAAAAAGUUAAAACAGCUUUGUAAAUUACUUCUAUAAAAAAAAAUAAAAAAUUAAUCCUUUCAGUACUUAUCAGCUGCUGAAGUUGAGUUUCUCUUUUCUGUCUGACAACAGGGCUCUCUGUUGAGCUGGCUGUCUCAGGAACUGUCCAUAGUAGGAGCAAAUCCCCAUAGAAAACCUAUCCUGCUCUGGACAGUUCCUGAGACAGAUAGAGGUGUCAGCAGAGAGCACUGUGGUCAGACAGAAAAGAACAACUCAACUUCAGCAGCUGAUAAGUACUGGAAGGAUUAAGAUUUUUUUUAUAGAAGUAAUUUACAAUUCUGUUUAACUUUUUGGAGCCAGUUGAUGUGAAAAAAAUAGUUUUUCACUGGAAUACCCCUUUAAUCAGGGGAUAGGGCCAAUGUGAGGUAUGGCCCUGCCUAUGCAAAGUGCACUAAUCAGGGGUGGAGCCAUUGAAAACCAGGGCCCCAUCGAUGCAGAGCUUGUGCUAAUCAGAUGUGGAACCAUCAUGAGACAUGGCCCCGCCCAUACAGAAAGUAAAGUAUUCAGGGGUGGAGCCAAUGUGAAACAUGGCUCCGCCCAUGCAUAUAGUGCACAAAUCAGGGGUGGAGCAAUUGUAUUCACCAUUAAGGUGGAGGAGGUCAUUAAACUCCUCCCAGAUCUUUAGUAUGUGGGCGGGGAUUUCUGUUAAAGGGGUUUUCCACUCUGCUAUUUAUACCUACAAGGAAGGAGGGGAACUCCACUGCCUACAUGAGUGUUUCCAAACCAGGGUGCAAAACUACAACUCCCAGCAUGCACUCCCGAUCCCGUAUACACUAGCAAAUGUAUUGUGCAGGGGGACUCUUGCCCAACCCUUCUCUCCUCUGACAUCAAGAGUCGACAGAGAGUUGAGAGGCCAUUGUACACAUAGAUCAGUGUGCCUCCAGCUGUUGCAAAACUACAACUCCCAGCAAGCUGGGAGUUGUAGUUUUGCAACAGCUGGAGGCACACUGGUUGGGAAAUGCUGGCCUAGAGAACAGUUCCCCCUUAGCCUUUUUUGGCAGAGACAUCUCGGUGUGGAGUGCCCCUUUAAUCCCAUGUAGUUGGACGUUCUUAAAGUGCCUUUCUACAUCAAUGUUAUCUCAUGUUACCGCUACCGGGAGUUUCCUCCUUUUUGUGGGCGGAGUCAGACUAUGCCCCUCCCCCUGUUCUGGCGCAGUCGCCUUCUACUCCGCUCUGAUGUGUUAUACUGGACAAUAAACGCUGAGCUUGCA
Molecule: messenger RNA, 6935 nt
Organism: Hyla sarda
Lineage: Eukaryota; Metazoa; Chordata; Amphibia; Anura; Hylidae
Gene: DCTN1
Product: dynactin subunit 1
Exons: 32
Coding region: 418-4254 (1278 amino acids)
Biological process (GO): nuclear migration; cytoplasmic microtubule organization; establishment of mitotic spindle orientation
Cellular component (GO): spindle pole; cytoplasm; kinetochore
Molecular function (GO): microtubule plus-end binding
Source: RefSeq, a predicted model, not a curated record